Messenger RNA from Saccoglossus kowalevskii, 2609 nucleotides. Its product is annotated as protein PHTF2-like. Lineage: Eukaryota; Metazoa; Hemichordata; Enteropneusta; Harrimaniidae. Gene Ontology annotation, cellular component: endoplasmic reticulum. The record is from RefSeq and is a predicted model, not a curated record.
GUGCAACGUUUUCCAAAGCCAAAGCUCAGUAUCCCUGGCCAGCUUUAACCAGAAGAGGUCUCAUUAGAGUCAUUUUUUAUCCAUUCUUCUAUAGAUGGUGGUAUCAGCAGCUAUCCCUAUGGUUAUUUGUAUCAUUGUUAUGUCUCUACUGUCUUCAGAUAAUUUCAAUUAUUGUAUAUUUCAAAGAUGAUACAACAGAUACAGAUUUAGAGGUUAUUUCAUUAACUGAAGUUUUUGGUCCUGCUGUUUUAAUGAUUCUACUUGGUACAGUUCAUUCACAAGUCGUGUCAACAAACUUUGCAAGACCAUUAACAUCCCCAAGAAUAAAGAAAAGAAGAAAACUAAGACGCAAAAGUUUUGCCAAGAGAAACACAAGUUCCUCACGGAAUAGCAAUGAGAGUACAAAUUUAGAUUCUAGUUUAGAAGGAAAUAGCAAAAAAUUUUACAGUGAGGGUCGAAAAAAAGUGUUUGGUAAAUGGAGAAGUAGCAGAAAAAGUGAGAAAAGUGAAAGCGAAGAGGAUGGAAACCAAGAAAUAAUUGAGGAAAAAAUUGCAUCAAGUGACAAUGCUGAGGCUGUUAAAAAACAAGGAGUGAAAAAUGUUGACAAAUCAACUGAUGUGACGUAUAUGAGGAAUGAAGAUGAUGAGGAAGCAGUAUCUGGUCGUACUACAGAAGAUGUUUCUGCAUUGAAUACACCAAUAGAAGAUUUGGGCAUCGAUGGUGAAAUUAUACUCGCAAGCCAAGAUGAAUUUGGUCCAGGGAAUUCUGAAACAUACCCAGCUGCUGCUGUGGCUGAAACUAUUAAUGUUGAUGAAGAAUUGAAUAAAAGGAUUGCAAAAUCUUUUGAAGCAUCUGAAGUGAAUAAGCCGAUGCCUGCUAAAAUUGUAACUGAGUCAGCUGAAGAAAAUAAAGAAUACAUUGUCUUGGAAGGAGAACAAGUCACAAGUAAUAUCGGCACAACUGGUUUAAGGAAACGUGUCAAAGAUGGAAAAUCUGGAAAACCUGUUGCAGAUAAAGCUUAUAUCCCAAGAGAAAUGGAAGAUGAAGAAGACGAUGAAGAAGUUAGUAAAAUAAACGAAGAUGGCAAUGUGAAGCUAUUAAGAGUACCACCUUAUCAAAAAGUUCAUACUGGUUAUAGCAGUGAAGAAUCAGACAUUGAGACAAACCCAUCUGGUACUCCAUGCCCAGAACGAGAUUCAUUAUUCAUACCAAAAAGAGACUCAGACUUAGAGGACCCUAGUUGGACCGAGACUGUUGGUGUGGCAUCGGAAAGUGAAUCAGAAAGUGCUACUGAAGAAACUGAUAAUGAUAAUGGUGAAUUAGAGUUUGAAGAAGAAGAUGUACGAGAGGAUCAAGAUGGCCAUCCAAUUCCAAUAGUCAUAAAUUCAUCAUACACAGUGACUGAUAGAGUGACUGUUCGAGUAUGGGAGCAUAAUGAAUGCAAAAAGGCUGACCUUUCCAUGUUGGAAAUCAGCAACCUAAUACUUAACAAAGUCUACAAUACCAGAUUCAAUAUGGACUAUCUUUUCUUUGGUUUCCUGUUUGCCUUUUUUAUUGCUGUCUUGCCAGUAACUCAUCGAUUGAAUGGACUGAAACCGUCACAGUUGACUAUUCAUGUGGUGUCUGUAUCAUGGCUAAUGGAACUACUUCGCGGAAUGUUUGGAACAACUUGGAGGAUUCAAUUGAUUGUUAUCGUAAGUUCUCUGUUAAGAUUUGUACUCAGUGGUAUGUUCUUCUUUCUUCUGGCUGUUACAGAGAGAACAUACAGACAGAGAUUUCUUCUUGCCAAAUAUUUUGGUCAUGUGACUUCAGCAAGAAAAGCCAGGAAAUCAGACAUCCCUCAUUUCCGAUUGAAUAAAGUACGAAAUAUUAAAACAUGGCUGUCACUCAGGUCAUACCUCAAGAGACGUGGUCCACAACGAUCAAUUGAUGUGAUUGUAUCAUCAGCGUUCUUAUUAGCGCUGUCCUUGGUGUCUCUACUUUGUGUUCAGCUACUAAGAGACAGUGGAACUUUCCUGACUAAUCUUUACAAUUGGGAAUUGGUAGCAUGGUGCCUCAUCUUAGGAGUCUACUUACUUCGGUUUAUGACAUUGGGGACAAAAAUAAAUAAAAAGUACAAACAUCAGAAUACAUCAGCAUUACUCACUGAGCAGAUAAACUUGUAUUUACAUAUGGAACAAAAACCACACAAGAAAGAAGAGCUAAUGCUGGCCAAUCAUGUUUUGUCGUUAGCUGUCAAACUAUUAAAUGAACUUGAGAGUCCAUUCAAGAUUUCAGGUUUAGCCAUGAAUCCAGUGUUAUAUAACAUCACUAGAGUUGUUGUAUUGUCAGCAUUCUCAGGAGUAAUGACUGAAAUGUUGGGAUUUAAAUUAAAGGUUUUGAAGAAGAAAAAAAGGCGAAAUCUCAUGUCCAAGAAAGAAUAUUCAAGAGAUUUUGAUGCAUCAUUGAACUUUUGUACACAUAUGGUACACCAUCAUAAUCAUGGACUGAAAGGCCAUCGCAGUCCAUGUAUGUAUACUGAACAAGAGUGGAGAAAAAUGAACCAAUCAGAUGCAUUGUGUUAUGAAUGUGUGGCACCACUACUUGCUGACCAAUCACAUGUUUUGUAA